AUGGAUCUAAAAACAACCUUUCUAAAUGGGGAGCUUGAGGAAGAAAUCUUCAUGGCACAACCUGAAGGUUUUAUUGAAGCAGGAAAAGAAAAUGUGAUCUGUGAAAAAAAUCUUGUUGAUGAGUGUGUUUAUGUUAAAGUAGUUGGAAACAAUUUUAUAUUUCUUAUCCUGUUUCAGUCAAAUCCUAGAAAUGAGCAUUGGAUUGCUGGUAAGAAGGUUUCAAGGUACCUGCAGAUGACCAAAAACCAUAUGCUUGUGUAUAAAAGUGUGACAAAGCUUGAAUUAGUUGGUUUUCCAGAUUCUGACUUUGCUGGAAAUUAUCCUACAUCCAUGAAGUCAACCUGUGGCUAUGUCUAUAUGCUUGAAGGUGCUACAGUAGCUUGGAAAACAAUGAAACAAUCAUUAAUAGCUACUUCCACAAUGCAGGCAGAAGUGAUAGCAAUAUAUAAAGGCGUGUGUGAAGGAUUGUGGAUUAAAAGUUUCAUUUUGGAAACCAAAGUGUUGGGUGAUCUUGUUAAUGAAAGUUUGAAAGUGUUUUGUGAUAAUGAAGCUACUAGCAUGGGAGAUUCGUUUGAGUACAGUUAUGUUGUUGAUGUAGAACCUAACAGCAUUCAGAAUGGGUUUCUUUGCAAGAAUGGAUUAGCAAGAGUUCGAGAUCAGGUUUUGCAAAAUCGGAUAUUUCGGGCUACCACUAUAUUUUCUUUUCGGUGCAAUGAUGGGAAUGCCACUUUUUGGCACAACACUUGCCUCGGAAGUGUCCGGAAGAACAUGCUAUCGAUCAUUGGAGCUUCAAAAAGAAAGAAUGAUGGUGCUUUGAUAAUUAUCACUGAGAAGGUAACAAAAUCGAUGAGACAGUGGUGUUCAAGGAAAACACUGGUUAGAAAAGCGGUAAAUGAUGCUGUUCUCCCCUCUGAUGGUUUAGGAGCAGCAAUGAGAGGAAUACUUGCUGGUGUGAUUCAAGCUCAGAGUUUAGGAGGGAAUGCCAAGAUUACUGAGGAUGAAACUUUUUUUGUUGAAGGGGUCGCAAAGAUCUCCAUGAUCACACGAAACUGCAGUACACAUCCCAUGCUUCAGUUUGUGACUAUGAUCAAGAAUCUUCUUGGAAAUGCAAAUAAUAUCCCCAAGGAACUACUCUGGUUCUUUUACCUCUUGGAGCAGAACAUGUCUGAUGAUGAAUUUUGCCGCCAACUCCCUAAGCACCCAUCACUCUACAAGAUAGAGAUCCGUUUAGAUUAUAGGAGUAUUGCUGCCAAAAAGGUUGAAUUCUUGUCCGGCACAAAUCGAACUAACCUUGAGACUAAGUUCAAGUCAGUUCAGAAUAGUAUUCGGCUCAAGAAGGUGAGUAUGAGAUGGGCUGCCAGCUUUCAACACUCGGAGGUUUUGUGGAAACACAACAUUGAAACAGCAUAUCCACAAAAUUCUCCAUUUCGAGCAGCAUUAUCUCCACCUGUUCAUCUAAAUAUCACUGCGUAUAACAAUGAGCCGCUAUCUUUCCUUCGAUAUGGUCGCAAUCUUCAUCAACACCAGGGCAACCUAUCAUACCUACAAAUUGAAGUGGAAUUGACCAAGACGUGGCCAGAUUUUAUUCCUUGCCUUCAUGAGGCUUUUCGAAAAUGUAGCAUUCGUGUUGAUGUUACUGACGAAAUGGAUAAUAUACCACCUUAAGGGGCUAGGAUGUGCAUUCAACUUCUAAUUUAAGUAGAGGUUCUACUGGGUAAGGGACACUGUCCUUGUACCCAAAGUUAGAAUCUAACUUCUUCACUAUUAUAUUUCGGAUAUUGUUCCACCAUGUUUAGGUACUUGUUCUGUGGUAAUUUACUUUGUUUUAUGAGGAGAUUGUGAAAGAAGUAUUGUAAUAUUUGACCAUUUGUUGCGGUUCAUCAUGUGGUGCAUUAUGAUAUUAUAAUGGCCUUUUGAAUA
Molecule: messenger RNA, 1920 nt
Organism: Rosa rugosa (rugosa rose)
Lineage: Eukaryota; Viridiplantae; Streptophyta; Magnoliopsida; Rosales; Rosaceae
Exons: 8
Coding region: 1-1665 (554 amino acids)
Source: RefSeq, a predicted model, not a curated record